Peromyscus maniculatus bairdii (prairie deer mouse) is the source of this 6553-nucleotide messenger RNA. It is a transcript of the gene Fgf2, whose product is annotated as fibroblast growth factor 2. The record is from RefSeq and is a predicted model, not a curated record. NCBI's taxonomy places the organism in Eukaryota, Metazoa, Chordata, Mammalia, Rodentia, Cricetidae. Gene Ontology annotation, molecular function: growth factor activity.
UCUGCCUUCUGCACCCCGUCCUUCCCCAGCUUGCGCUCUGCCGGGACUGCAGAUUUCCAAAGCCGGACUGGAUCCUUUCCUAGAUCAGACCCUUUCUACUGUUUCGGGGUUGGAAGGCGCGUCGCUGUGUUAAAAGGCAGACAGACGUGUGGAAAGCGAGCGAGAAAGUUGCAUUUAAACUUUAGGAGCUGCGUCACCGCAGUCGCCUGGAGAAAACUCCGCGGAGCCGGACAGAUUCCUUGCAGCUUUCAGGCCCCGGGCGUGGGGAGGAGGCGGCGCGCGGGGCGGGGGCGCUCCGGACUAGGGUGCAGGCGGGGACUUGGGGUGACGCGGUCCCGGGCCGCAGUGCCACACAGGGGUUCUCGGCUUUUUGGCAGAGUCCUGUGCGGGACGUGAACCGGGAGGCUGGCUGCCCGAGGGCGAGCCGCGCUGGGAGGCCGAGGCCGGGGUCGGGGCCGGGGAGCCCCGCGAGCCGCCGCAGCGGGGUCCCGGGGCCGCGGAGGGGCCAUGGCCGCCGGCGGCAUCACCACGCUUCCUGCACUGCCGGAGGACGGCGACCCCGUCUUCCCGCCCGGCCACUUCAAGGACCCUAAGCGGCUCUACUGCAAGAAUGGGGGCUUCUUCCUGCGCAUCCACCCCGACGGCCGCGUGGACGGCGUCCGCGAGAAGAGCGACCCACACGUCAAACUACAACUCCAAGCGGAAGAGAGAGGGGUUGUGUCUAUCAAGGGAGUAUGUGCAAACCGGUACCUUGCUAUGAAGGAAGAUGGACGGCUGCUGGCUUCUAAGUGUGUUACAGAGGAGUGUUUCUUUUUUGAACGGCUGGAAUCUAAUAACUACAACACUUACCGGUCCCGGAAAUACUCCAGUUGGUAUGUGGCACUGAAGCGGACUGGGCAGUAUAAACUCGGAUCCAAAACAGGACCUGGGCAGAAGGCCAUACUGUUUCUCCCGAUGUCUGCUAAGAGCUGAUUCACUUUAGAAACUGUUAAGGAGAGAAAAGAAUGUAUGCAACUAAGUUUGGACACCUGGUUUGAUAACUCAUUGUAUAACAGUAAAACACUUAACCAUUACCUCAGUAAAAAAAAACAAGUUUUGGAAAAAAUUUAGACUUCCCCCUUUUACAGAGCUUUGGUUGUGACCCAGGGAUGACUAGAGCCACAAUCUUUUUCAUUUAUUUUCUUUAUUUGAGAAGAGGAUUUAAAAGUAUGUACAUUUACAGAUUUCCAUCAUGAAAAUCAUGUAUGUGAGAAAACUGGCGUCGGGUGUCAGGCGCAGACCAUGUCCAUCUUUGGGUCCCUCCAGUGUCUGCAUUCAGUCUGUUCCCGCUGUGUCUCUGUAACUCUCUGGCAGUUCCCUGUGAUAGAGUUUGUAGAACAGGCCUGUGUACACUGCGGGGAAUUCCUCCAUGCUGAGGUCAAUUUUGUCAAACCCUUCCCUGUGUCCAUACAGCAAUAACCUAGCCACCCUCCUGGUGAUGGGGGUGGUAUUGUCAAUCCUGGCUAGUUUUUCCAGAUCCAUCCAUUCACACUUCAAGCAUUCCUGCUGGCAGAAGUUGAUAGUGAAGGAACAUGGCUGCAGGCGGCAGAUCAGGUACAUGUCCGAUUUCCCGAAGGCUCCAGGGCUCCCAUGUUGCUGCCGGAUGCUUAGCAGGGACCUGAAUUCUGACUUCACACCAGUCUCUUCAAAAACCUCUCGGACUGCUGUGUCGCCUAUGUGAAAGAGAGAGAAACAAACAGAUUUCAUUCCUAGAGAUGCCAUCAAGGGUUUCAGUUAAAAUCUGGAAGUUUAAAAGCGAAACUUUGUCUUCAAGCUGCUUUCUGGAUGUUGUGAAAAGCACUUUGUAUUUAAGAUGCUUUUGAGACGCCGAGGGUCUCUUUGGAGGCUUAUUCGUGUGUCAUAUGUGGGAGCCACAUCUUCUUAACCUCUCUUCUGUUCUAUUUCCCAAAGGCAAGAACACAUUUGCAAACAAAGCUGCAGUUAACAUUCUGAUAAAAUCCUUCACUAUUGUCCUGCCCUGAACAUUCGUCAAACUGCCUGAGUUUGUGAACACCAGAAUGGAGAGAAAGGACCCAUCCCUUGUUACAGGAAUCUGUAGUGCUGAACGUACUUGAGUGAGCUGUGAAAUGACUCUGACUUCUUUGUGAUCUCAAGCCCACUGCCCCACAGGGCGAGGUCCUCCCCAUGGUUAUGCCCCUCUCCCAGCUGCCAGUGGGUCCUAGCCUGAUUUGGAAACUGAUUUUUCUUGAGAGCAGAUUCCGUAGAACUUGGGGUUCAUUCUUUCAAUUCCAAAAUGCAAUAGUUGUUUCAUCAAACAUUUUCAUAAUGCAUAUAAUUUUAUAAUGCAACAAGGGUUUUCACAUUUUAUAAAUAUUUUUCAUAAAAUACAAAUUUCCAUGGCAGGACUUUUAUUGCCAUUAACAUACAUUUAUGUCCAGUUUUUCUAGACACCCAGGAAGACUGUCUGAAUGGACUUGAUUAAUUCUGAUGCUCUAUAGCUGUCUGCCUUGACUGCUUUUCUGGUAAUCUUUAGAAUUGUUAUAGAUUGUUUAUAACGCCUUCUGAUGCAACUCUGGAUGUUUGCCAAAUAGCACAUAAGUUUCUCUUGCUAGUAAUUCUACUGAUAGUGCCUGGGGUAUGAGGAGCUAUCAAGAGCAUAUAGUUCCUACGCACUCAAACCAUUGACUGUUUUUCCUGCUCCCUGGACACAUACCAGCCCCUAAGAUAUGCUCUUGUUUCUAAGAAACAGUUCUGGAAAGGCUCACAGGAACAGUAACUUGGUCUAAAACGCAAGACAUAUAUCCACCAUUCUUUUUCUUUCUUCCUUUCUCUCUCUCUCUCUUUUUUUUUUUUUUUUUGAGACAGAGUUUCUCUGUGUAGCUUUGCUCCUUUCCUGGAACCCUAGAACUCACUCUGUAUCCCAGGCUGGCCUCGAAGCCUCGAACUCGCAGAGAUCCGCCUGGCUCUGCCUCCUGAGUGCUGGGAUUAAAGGUGUGCGCCACCACCGCCCGGCUUCUUUUCCUUUUUUUCCCCACCAUUCUUUGUGUACUGACUUCCCUUGACUAAGAUUUGUCCAUAGGUUAAGCAUGGCCAGAAAUUACAUCUCAUAACUGAAGGCACUAAGACAGGGCAUACAGCUCACCAUGAAGAUGCCUGCCUCGGCUUGUGUGAGAUGCUGAGUUCAGUUCCUGGCACCACACAAUGAGAAGGAGGGAAUGGAGGCAUCAAAGAACAUUCUAGGCUCACAAUGUUUCUCUAGUAAGAAAAUAGUUUUCAUCUAGCAUAUGACACAUUAUUAAAUUUAUUACUAAAAAUUGUGGCACUAGUCUUACAUGUUUAUAUAGUGGCCUCUAACUCUUGUUUAAAUAUAUAUGUAUAUAUACACAUAUAUACACACAUAUAUAUACAUAUAUAUUCUUUAAAUGCUCUGGAAAAUAACUUUGGGGAUCCUGCUCAGUUCUUAGCACCACUAAUGUGACCAGCUGUUUGUAAAUCACAGAAACAGGACAGGGUGAAUGAGAGCGUGAGUGUCCUGCUUAGCAGUCACUAUAGUACCACGGUGGAGACAGAAGAGACACUGCCUGGGUAGACUGAAUAGUUUAACUUGAAUCAGUACAUCACUGACUAACUGAAACUGAAUACAAUCCAGUGCUUUUGUUUUUGAGAUGUGGGACAUACUCCCCUUCCACCUCAAAAGGAAGCCUCUCCCUCAGUUCCGACGUGAAUUUAAAAUUAUCAAGAUAAACUGUUGUUUAUUUCCAAUUAUUUAAACAGACUUUAAACUCAGCCGAGAUAACAAUUACAGUGUGUGAAGAAUCUAGCAGCUCAUUUUUGCUGCUUGAACGUCAGACUGGACUGCAACAGUAGGACAGUACCGAGGUUCCAAGCUUCUUCUGUCCUGUAGUAUGUACUGACAGGGUGUCUUGAGAUGGAAUAAAAAUGAUGGGAAACUUUCAGCAUGUGCGUUUCUUCGAGCUCCCUCUGGCCCUGCUGAACAUCCCUGGCUAGCUGAAACAAGAUACAGUUUUCACCCAUGGUAAUGACAUGUUUUAGGAAGGCAUUUUGUACCUUUGAACUGUUCAAGACACCUUUAGAUUCAAGCCUUAAGGACUUCAAUUUGCUCUGCAUUUUCCCAACUAAAUUUCUUAAAAACAUUUGUCAUAUCAAUGUUUCACCUUCCUAGCAUUAUCAGAGAAUAAAAGAUUCCAAAUGAGUUUCCAAAUUAACUAGCAUUUAUUUAUUGGUAUUUAAUAGCAGGCUAAUUAACAGCCAGUGAAUGUCGAAAUGUUCAGGAUGGCAACAUUCCAAAAGCGUGUUUCAUGCUUUCCUAAAGAAAGGUUUCAAGAAUAUAAUUUCCUGGUGGUCUAAAGACCCUGGCGUUCUCAUUAGUCUUUAUUUUGUACUGGCUAUCAACAGAAACAGGCUGUGGAAGAGCAAGUUCUAAGGCUAUGGUGAAUGCCAACUGCUGCCUGUUUUAGUCCUGAUAGGCUAUUUUGAUAACCACAGAUACUUAAAAAAUUAGUACAUUUAAAAUUAUUGAGGCUUAAAGGAAGAUUCUGGAAUUAUACUUAAACCUGAAUUUAUACAUACUUAACUUGAAAAUGUGUUUUUUCAUUAACAUCUAAAUCUGUCUGAAAUUCUUAGGAUCUACUGAAGUUCAAAAGAAAAAAAAAACUCCCUAAUUUAUUUGAAAAGGCAUGUCUCAGGAAGGAAAGGCGCACAGGGUUCAGAUGACUUCCCCUCAGUGUGCAGGGUGAGAAGGCUGGACUUGAGUUACCUUGUUCACACACCCUCAUAUACCACACAGGUAAUGAGAGAAGAUGAAGAUAGUCUUAUAGAAAACAUGGCCUUUGCUCUCAGUAUUUGGCAACCUACAAAAUACGGAUGUUUUUGACAACAUGGUUUGAGUCGCACAGUGUGGCCUGAAACACCAGCCUCCUCAGUACUGGGAUAAACAGGAUAUGUGCCAUCAUACCAACAUCCCUAGAGUACACACUGUCAACAGACUACCCCCCCCCACACACACACCGAGAACUAAGCAGUCAGUGAAACCCUAAAACCAAGGUUUGUUUUACAUAUCUGAAUGUUAUCCACAUGCUCAUGGGUUUUUAGGAGCUGGUCAUAUAAAUACAGACAGGGCAUUUGGAUCUGUGUAACAUUUAAAAAACUCAAGUCUUCAUGAACAUGAACUCAAAUAUAAACUAACAUAGGAGACCAUUCUAAUACAGCGACUGGCUAAGGAGAAAUGAGAAUGUACACCCUAAAGCAAAGGUAAUUGAGAAAUAAUAUGAAUAUCUAAUGUAUUGUUUAUUGAUCAGGAUGAUGUUGAAUUUAACCUAAUGGUUUAAGGCACAGCAUCGUUCUAUACUUUGUAGACCAGUGACCAAGUCCUUAGCUUCCUUCCAUCCUGUCUCCCUAUGAGCUAAUGUGGUGGGAGGGGGAGGCAUGUUAUUUCCCACUUGAGACUUCCUCGUGAGGUAUUUUAUUAUGUUUUGGAUUAUUCGUAAUAAAGAGCUGGCAAAAUCUUCAAAAGAGAAUCAUAUCACUAUUUCCUUGUAGCUCGCUUUAUUAUACUUCAAAGUUCAUUUAAAAUCAUUAUCCACCCAUAUGUGACUGUAAUAUGAUCACAAAUUCAAAAUUUAGUAAUUGUAGCCUUAUUUGAAAAAAUCUUCAUAGUGAACUUUACUGAUGAAGGUCUCAAGUUGCUCCUUUUCAGAUGACCUUAGAGCACCCCUGGAAAGGGUGUGUUAAUGCUCCCGUAGGGAUGAGUUGUGCUAGAAAACUCAUGCUAAUGUAUAUCAGUCCUCCAGAAAUCUGCCUGAAAUUUUCUGACUUGGUCUGAACCAAUUAGAAAUUUUAAAUUCUUAUUCUUAAGCUAUAAAGCAGUGAAGGAAACAUAUUAACUCUCUGAACAUUUUCAAGCUUAUCAGAAAUAUAUAAAUACAUACCAAUAUCUUCUCCAGGCUCUGACAGGCCUCCUGGAAACUUCCACAUAUUUUUCAACUGCAGUGCAGAGUAAAUGAAUAGUUGAUGUCAUGAUUCACUCUCUUUCUGUCCUGUUUCUCUCCAUCUUCUUCUACCCUAGUCCACCCACAGCUGGUCACAGCAGUAAACACUUAUUUUUAGUAAUUUUACUCUAUUUCUCCCAACUUUCUCACUACUACAGUUUUUUUUUCUCUUUUGAGGGAGAUGGUAAUUGAUGAAGUCCUUUCCUCUUAUACUUCAGGAAAUAGAAGUGGUGUUAUUUAGCUAAUGUGAUAAAACUUGUAUUACUGAACCUUUGGAGGGAAAUAUCUAUUAAUUUGUGUACUUUACAGAACUUGGCUGCUAGUUAAAUAUGAACAAAUAGGAUCUUACAGAUGCUGCUAUAAGUAGAGUACAGAAUAAAUGUAACCACCGAGGUAUGCUACUCUAGAUUUUUACAUGCAUUUACUGUAUUUUGUCUCUAAUCACAGAUAUUACUCAAGAUUUCUGUGUGCUAAUAGUUUCAUGUAAAAUGUUAUUGCUUUUUAUGAGUAGUGUAAAUAAAAUUAAUUUGGUUUCUUGGCUAUCA